CGCAGCGCGCGCCAGACGGCUAGCUCUGCAUCGUCAUUGAUUGUAAGCGAAGCAUGGUUUCUGUGGAAAGAUGUAAGCCCUGAAACUGAUUCAUUCUCAAUGUGGCGUCGCUUCAAAAUGCCUCAGAGUCGGCUCAUGAAACCCUUAGUGGUUUUAGCAUUACCGGGAAUGUAUCUCUUUUAUAAAUAUAACCAGUACAAACGCCAACAAGCGGAGCAGCAUCGACGGAAGGUCACAGAAAAAGAACUCCAGCAUCUCAAUCAGAAAAUUGACAAGUUAUUAGCCCGGUUAGAGGAACACGAGGGUGACCCAACCCACCACCAUCACCAUCACCACCAUGUGGAUACUACAGAAGAAGAUUGUCAAUAUAUCUCAGAAAGAGCAACAAUACAGAUGUGAGCCCUAUUUAAGGGGCAAGUUGGCCGUUGCGAUAUGUUGGCUUUUCAUACGUAAAGUGGCUUCCAGCAGGACUGUGACUUUUCCAGACGGGAUCAAUGAACUAUCAGCAGCAGGAAACAGUGCACUAGAACGGAAUGUAACCAAAGGCCAGCCUGAAAUUUACAAGAUGCUACAUGGUGGCGCGUCCAUGGUGUGUGUCAUUUGUCUCGGUGCUAAGGCGACAAUGCAGACGCAACCAUGCGGCCAUCGUGUCGUGUGUCGGAAAUGUUUCGUCAAGACGAUACAAGUUGCAGUUUCUCAACGGUGCCUGCCCCUCCGCUGUGUCAUCUGCCGGACACGAAUCCUCAAGCUAAAGCAACAGUCAUCCACGAGCAAUCACAUCCCACUCAUAUCAUCAUUCUUGAACAGACAGACAAACCGGGUACAUCCGAAGUGAGGGAAUAACGGAGAGACAGAUGGAACAAAUUUACAUAACGCCAUGUCUAAUUGAAGUAGGAACGAGAGUUGAUCUAGAGACACUUUUAGAGUGUGCGCAUGUUUGAUCAUUUUCGGUUCUCGUGAAGUCUCGUGGCCGACGUUUUUCUCUUGUCCUCUUAGAGGCAUUGUGGGCAGUCUGGUCACGGGACUGGCAGUGCGUGCCACGCCCGGUUGCUGGUUUAAUCGAGAAGCUCAUCGUUGGCUGUGCCAUUUGAUGUUAAUGAUAUGCAACAAUGUUUUGCUUCUGCAGUACUUGUAUUGGAGUUUGCCCUGGGCUUUGAUUUGAACCCAUAGAGUCAGGUUUGCUCAUUGUGAAAUUUAAGACUGAUUGAAAGUUUUAUAUUUGAUCUACUAAAUCCAUUACAUGCAAUUUGAAAUGGAAGACUUUGAUAACGUGAAUAUCUGGUUUUCUCAUUUGAAAUUUGAAGUUUGAGAUAAAUUAACGAAUUUCAUUAUCUGAUAUUCUAUUCAAAAUUUCACAACUUAAGUUACUAGGAUGCUUCAUAUGGGUUACAUAAGCUCGGGUAACUCAGUAAAACGAUACAUAUGCAAGAAGCAAAAAAAGUAAUAGCAAGGGAUUUCUCCUACGAGACAAAUAGCAGUUGCCAGACCCACCAAAAGGAUUUGAAAACCUUGAAAUUGAAUUUGAAAUUUUCCAAUUAUGUAAUCGUGCAUUGAAAAUGAAUAACAACGCUGUUGUCUAGAUAAACAUAAGUGCACCAUACAAGCAAAUCUUCGCCUAGUUACCACACUAUUGUCAUAUUAAUUUCUAAUUACUAGUGAGCCACAGAUAAAAAAAAUUCAACAGCAAACCACACCUUUAGAUUAUAACUAAUGAUCUUGUAUUUGUGGCCUGAUCUCACUGCUAUGAGGAAAUCAACACUUUAGGUUUGAGAAUGUUUGAUAUUUUUGGUGGAUCUGACUCCUGUUCUUGACGAGGUUGUAUGAAGACAGACUAACGGGUACAUUUCAGUCAGCUAGAGUGGAAUCUUUAGACGUGUCAGAACUAUUGUGCUCAAAAACAGAAAUGUUAUCGAUGUCAGGUUCAAAUUGUACAAAUAUAGCUAUAGUACAAAUUCAACUAUCGAUUGCUUUUCAUGAGAUUAUACCUGAUUUUACUGCAACCUACACUGGCCAAUAACAACACGGAGCAAUGAGUUGAUAAAUUUAUAUAUAUAAUCUUUUGAAAAACAGCCUGAAUUUGUGUGUGGUUAGUUUCAUGUGUGUGCGAGUUGAGCUGAGCUUGAAAAUGGACGUCUUUCACAUGGAUUAUUUAAAGAUUUGUUAUAUCAUUAUGAUUACGCUUAUAUUAUUGUGAUAUUUGGUAUAUUUAUUGUGAAAAUAAAACGAAUACGUUUGAUGUUUUGUAGUGUAUUCAUCGUUUGGACAUAUUGCUGUAGGCCUACCUGCAGAAUUAAAGGAGCCACUGUAUUAUAAUUCACUUCAAAUUAAGAUUUCUCUGAUUUCUGACCAAUAUUUUGUUGAUUUUCAAACUUCUUGUAGACACUUUCAACGUAUUCAACAAAAUCAUUUUUCCAUUUCAUUUUGUCUCUGAAAUUGUAUUCUGAGACCCCUGGCUCCUAUAAUUGGAUGACAACAGUAAUACAACACUAUUAUUAUUGAAUUCUUGGACUAGGAACAACAAACCAGACUUUGGGUUAAACAAAGUUUUACAAAAGUCAACCGACAUGGAGUAUAAAAAUGUUUUUAGUUGCGCGAUGACAUGACCAGUUGGUUGUUCCUGAUCCAAAUAAAAAGUUAAUGUUGCAUAUUUUUGUAGUUUUGUAUUUGGGAUAAGUUACCAUGGCAAAUAAUUCUCAAUGGGCUUUCAUUUAUAUGUUUUGUUUUGUUUGGGGGAGGGGUGUGGGGGUGUGGUUGCAGUCGUCAUAAGGAGGGUCGUGAUCCAACGGGAUGCCUAAUAGCGCACUGGUAUUUCACAUUGCUCUAUACUUCUGUUCCGUAUUAGCAUUUGUGUAUGUUGUGACCCAGACCCAGUGCUGAAAAUCACAUGUGAGUUGUGUUGGUAUGCCUAUCUCAAAUUAAGCCAUGCAGGAAAACCUAGAAAAGAACAGGGUAGAAUGAUUUUAUAGAGUGUAUUUUGUAAGUAAAUAUCAGUUUUGAUGGUGUAAUCAUUGCUUCCAUGUUGCUGGAAUUUAUUGCUUUAUUUGUUCAGAAGAGUACCACAGGGUUGAACUUUAUCUCCCUGUUUAUUUAUCCUCUUGGUAAUAUGCUUAUUUAUUUAUCAUUCAUGGCGGAAAUAAUGACAAAGUGAACCAUUGACCUAUGGUUGUGACGGCCUCUUAGAUAAAAGACUAUCCUCCUCCUGAUUAUCUCCGAUGACAGUCCAUUUCAGCUAAUUGAUUUGUAAACGAAUAAAAAAUUUAGAUGACUGUAAAUGAUGUAUGUAAGUGAUGAUGUCUGUGUGAGCACACUUUCUCUUAUCUUCACAUUUUCAAGAUGGUAUAUUGCUUUACGAGCUGUAGUAGUUUAACCUGGGCCCUCACAGAUUAAGGGGUGAUGUAAGAAAUCAGUGUUGUGUUUCACCGCAGUGAUAUGCAUUAUCACUUUGCCACAUUGAACAGCAAAACUGCAGAAAAGAACGUGUCAAUCAGUGUCGCACAUCAAUUACUUUACUGCAGUUACUGGAGUACAACUUGGCACCAAAAACAUACUAAGUUUGGUAGUUUGAUACGGAACUAAGUUUUGACUCUGCCCCGUGAUUACUUCGUCUUUGGCUUCAUGAUUCCUCAUAGAAAUGAUGCGGUUUUAUAUUUCCCCCCGAAAAUUGUAUUGAGUUUUGAGUGUCCCGAACUGACUGCAUUGAACAGACUCAGGGGUCAAAUCUCUAAAGACUGAAGUUAGGAGUUUAUAGUAUAAUUCUUUCCGAGGACAAUCUGGCAGAAUGUCUGUUGGUAAUGAAGAACAAAUAAAGUGUACAGAGCUUGUUUAGA
Messenger RNA from Lineus longissimus, 3827 nucleotides. RefSeq lists its product as uncharacterized. The record is from RefSeq and is a predicted model, not a curated record. The coding region runs from base 338 to 835 and encodes 165 amino acids. Gene Ontology annotation, biological process: protein autoubiquitination. The transcript is spliced from 6 exons. Lineage: Eukaryota; Metazoa; Nemertea; Pilidiophora; Heteronemertea; Lineidae. Gene Ontology annotation, molecular function: ubiquitin-protein transferase activity.